AUGUCUUCUCCAAAACCAUACUAUGAUGCGUUGCCCAGCGCCUUUGUGCCUACUCAUUACGAUGUGGCGGUGUAUGACAUCGACACCGAAGCCAAUACCUUCAGCGGGACCGUGAAAAUUGUUUUGGACGUCAAGGACGCAACCGACGAGUUGAGUCUUAACUACAGAUCCCUUGUGGUGAAGGCAGAAAACGUUUUGAUUGAAGUUCCUGGCUCUCAGGAAACAAUCAUCAGGGCCGUUUCGGUGACGGAGUUUGCAAAAAAGGACUUUUUCGUCAUCAAAUUGGACACAACUAUCGACCCUAUUAAGAUACCCCAGAUAGUAGCCACCAUAAAAUACGAUGCUUUUAUUCAGACCAAUAUGACAGGGUUCUACCGCUCCGAGUACACCGAAGGUGAUGUGAAGAAGGUGAUGUUGUCGACGCAGUUUGAGGCUCCUGACGCCAGAAGAACGUUUCCGUGUUUCGAUGAGCCUGCUUUGAAAGCUACCUACAGUGUCAGUGUCACCAUCACCAAACAAUGGACAGUGUUGUCCAACAUGCCAGUGGCCACUGUGAGCGAUGCCGGUGACGGGCUUGCUACUCACUUGUUCCAAAAGACUCCUCGAAUUUCGUCUUACUUGGUUGCUUGGGCCUGUGGAGACUUUGAAUAUGUGGAAAGUUUCACCCAGGAAAAGUACUUGGACGACAAGCCAUUGCCGGUGCGCAUCUACACGACACCGGGCUACUCCAAGAACGCCCAGUUUGCGUUGGAAAUCGCCCCCAAGGUCAUUGACUACUUCUCCCGGGUGUUUGAGGUUAAGUACCCAUUGCCUAAAAUGGAUCUUUUGACUGUCCACAGCUUUUCCCACAACGCCAUGGAAAACUGGGGGUUGAUCACCUACCGGAGCAACGCCCUUUUGUUUGACGAGGAGACCUCGGACGCAUCGUUCAAAAAACAGGUGUGCUAUGUGGUAUGCCACGAGUUGGCUCACAUGUGGUUUGGUGAUCUUGUGACCAUGAAAUGGUGGGAUGAGUUGUGGUUGAACGAAGGGUUUGCGACUUGGGUGGGCUACAUCGCCGUCGACUAUCUUUUUCCCGAGUGGAACAUCCUCAAUAUGGUGACCCAUGAGUCGUUGCAAGUGUCUCUUACUUUGGAUGGGUUGCGAAGCUCACAUCCAAUCCACGUGCCCGUGGUGGAUGCCGUUGAUGUGGACCAGAUCUUUGAUGCCAUCUCCUAUCAUAAAGGGUGUUCUAUCAUUGCCAUGCUUUCAAACUACAUUGGCAAGGAGGUGUUUUUGAAGGGUGUGGCCAAGUACUUGCAAGAAAACCAGUUUGGCAACGGAUCCACCGCUAACUUGUGGGACGCGGUGGGCGAGGUGUCUGGUAAACCAAUUUCUUCCAUGAUGAACCACUGGGUCACCAAGAUCGGGUUCCCGUUGAUCAAUGUUGAGUUGAAUGGGAAGGAUUUGGUGUUGACGCAGUCGAGGUUUUUGAGUACUGGUGAUGUGAAAGAAGAGGACGACACCACUGUUUGGUGGGUUCCUUUGAACAUUUCUUGCGGCUUGGAGGAUGAUGCCAUUGUCGAGGAUAUUGCGGUGGAUUCGUUUGAGUCGAAGAGAGUGGUGAUUGGGAACUUUCCCACUGGUGAUGGGUUCUUCAAGUUGAACAAGAACUCGACCGGCUUCUACAGAGUCAACUACUCUCAGGAAGUCAUUGACAAACACAUCUUGCCAUAUAUGGAUAAGUUGAGUCCCAGAGAUAAAAUAGGGUUGUUCUCCGACGUGGCUGCAGUGGCGAUAUCUGGGUUGGGGUCGACUCUGACGGUCACGUUGUUGACGUUGAUCAAGUCCAUUGUGGAUGCUGACCAGUUGGGUGACGACUACGGUGUUUGGCUUGGAUUAAAUGAAAUUUUGGGCAAGUUACGGGUGGUGUUCUCAGGAGACGAAGAGGUAUGUACUGGCAUAGACAGUUUCUUGAGAUUCGUCUAUAGGAAACUUGGAGCUGAACUUUUGCAAGAGGUAAAGUCGAACCAUGAUCUCAGUGAGACUGACUUUAGAAAGGUCAUUUUGAUUACCACAGUUUUCAGUGCUUCAGGUGGGCUUGGAGUCCCUGAGUUUGUCGAGUAUGCCAAAGAAUCGUUCGAGACCUGGAAAAACACCGGGAAGAUCCACCCAAACUUGACGUUCUUCAUCUUUUCUACUAUGGCAGGACUUGAGGACUUACAACAAGAAGAUUUUGACAGAAUCGUCAAGGAAAUCACCGAUCCCAGCUCGUUGGACUCGAGAGAACAAGCGGUCAAAUCCUUGCCUUCAAUCUCCAACAUGAAAUACGUGGAGCCUUUGUUGGGCAUGUUAAAAGAUACGUCUAUUGUUCCGUUGAUGGACAGCCAUUACAUGGCCGAGGCAUUUACCUUGAACCGGAAAACCAGAGAUCGCUUCUGGUCUUACUUUAAAGAAAACUACGGUGAUAUCCAUGCGGAGUUGGCUACCAACGUUCCAAUUCUCGAACGGUUCAUUAGGUUUGCAUUUGUCAACUACCAGUCGGAAGAAAUGUACAAAGAUGUUGAGGAGUUCUUUGCUGUCAAGGGCAUCACCGGAUUUGAAAGAAGUUACAGACAGGCGGUGGACACCAUCAAAACUAAUAACAGCUGGUACAAAAGAGACCUCGGAGUCGUCAAGCAGUGGUUGCUGCAAAACGGGUUCGUAUAA
Molecule: messenger RNA, 2688 nt
Organism: Yamadazyma tenuis ATCC 10573
Lineage: Eukaryota; Fungi; Ascomycota; Pichiomycetes; Serinales; Debaryomycetaceae
Product: M1 family metallopeptidase
Biological process (GO): proteolysis; peptide catabolic process
Cellular component (GO): cytoplasm
Molecular function (GO): metalloaminopeptidase activity; peptide binding; zinc ion binding
Source: RefSeq, a predicted model, not a curated record